AUGCAUAAAGUUUAUAAUACAGAAUGCAAUCCUUGUUCCAGCGCAGUGCCUAAGCAUUAUCAGCACAUCUUAGCCUUGGCGUUUGCAGUGAAGGAGAUCAAUGAAAACCCUCAGCUCUUAUCCAAUAUUACCUUGGGUUUUCAAAUCUAUGACAGCUAUUUCAAUGCAAAGUGGACCUAUCAUGCCACAAUGCUACUUUUAUCUUCACUGAGGAGAUUUUUCCCCAACUACAAAUGUGGCACUCAGACAAACCUAAUAGCAGUUAUUGGUGGACUGGACUGCCAAACUUCUCUUCAUGUAGCAACUAUCUUGGAUAUAUAUAAAAUUCCACAGCUCAUAUAUGGCCCUGAUCCAGUGAUGCAUGACAAAAUCCCAGGUCUUUACUUCUACCAGCUGGUCCCACGGGAAGCCCUUCAGUAUGAAGGGAUUCUUUCUUUGCUUCUGCAUUUCAGAUGGACGUGGAUUGGGAUCAUUGUUAUGGAUAAUGACACUGGAGAAAGAAUUUUGCAAACUGUUCUUCCAGUGUUUUCCCGGAGUGGUGUCUGUUUUGCCUUUGUAGAGAGAUGUCCCAUGUUAUCCUUGGUCACUGAAAUUGAAGACAUGUUUCAAGAGGGGGCAAGAAUACAUGAUAAAAUCAUGGGCACCAAAACCAAUGUAUUGGUGGCUAAUGGAGAAUCUUAUUCUGUUGUGUUUCUGAGAUGGUUGCCCUAUCUGUCAAAACAAGAACAUGCCAGCAAUGAACCUAAAGGCAAAGUGUGGAUAAUGACAGCCCAAAUGGAACUCACCUCAGUGGUGUAUCAAAGGACAUGGGAUGCACAAAUACUCCAUGGUGCUCUGUCCUUUACAUUUCACUCUAAAGAUCUGCCAGGAUUUCAAACAUUUAUUGAGAGCAGAAACCCUUCCACCACAAAAGGAGAUGAUUUUAUCAGGGACUUCUGGCAACAGGCUUUCAGUUGUACAUUCCCAGAUACGGGUUUUGGCAAUGUGAUAGGAGAUAUUUGCACAGGGGAUGAAAAGCUGGAGAGUCUUCCUGGUCCUUUUUUUGAAAUGAACGUGACUGGUCACAGCUACAGCAUUUACAAUGCUGUCUACAUUGUGGCCCAUGCUUUACACGCUAUGUUUUCAUCUAGAUUUAAAAACAGAGCAAUGGAAGAUGGAAAAAGAGGGAAGCUUCAGAAUCAAAAUCUGUGGCAGCUUCAUAACUUUCUGAGAAGUGUUGCAUUUAACAACAGUGCUGGGGAUAUGAUUUAUUUCAACCAGAAUGGGGAGCUAAUAGCUGGAUUUGAUAUUAUUAACUGGAUUGUUUCUGCCAACCAAUCUUUUCAUAGAAUGAAAGUUGGGAGAAUGGAUCCCCAGGGUCCUUCAGACCAAAGACUCAGCAUCAAUGAAGAUGCUGUAACAUGGAAUAGCUGGUUUAAUCAGGUGAGGCCUCUUUCUGCAUGCAGUGAGAGUUGCUAUCCUGGUUCAAGGAAGAAAGUGAAGGAGGGGGAGCCAUUUUGUUGCUAUGAUUGCAUCCCGUGUCCAGAAGGGAAAAUUUCAGAGCAGAAAGACAUGAAUGAUUGUUAUAAAUGUGCAGAGGAAAACUAUCCAAACAAUAAACAGGAUUUCUGUCUCCACAAGACUGUAAUCUUCUUGUCUUAUGAAGAACCUUUGGGGCUCAUUUUAGCUUGUUGUGCUCUUUCCUUUGCUUUGACCACAGCUCUGGUGCUAGGGAUAUUUAUAAAGCACCACAACACUCCCAUUGUCAAAGCCAACAACCAGGACCUCACCUACACUCUCCUCAUCUCCAUCCUACUCUGCUUCCUUUGUACAUUGUUGUUCAUUGGCCAGCCUCAGAAGGUGACAUGUCUCCUCCGACAAACAGCUUUUGGCAUCAUAUUCUCAGUGGCUAUUUCUUGUGUAUUGGCAAAAUCCAUCACUGUGGUUCUGGCUUUCAUGGCCACCAAACCUGGAUCCAGGAUGAGGAAGUGGGUGGGGAAGAAGCUAGCCAACAUCAUUGUGAUUUCCUGCUCCUUUAUUCAAGCUGGAAUUUGUACUGUGUGGCUGACUACUUCCCCCCCUUUCCCAGACAUUGACAUGAACUCACUGACUGAAGAAAUUUUACUGGAAUGUAAUGAGGGGUCUGUGACUCUGUUUUAUGGUGUCUUGGGCUACAUGGGCUUCCUGGCCAUUGUUAGCUUUACUGUGGCUUUCUUCUCCAGGAAGUUGCCGGACAGUUUCAAUGAAGCCAAAUUCAUCACUUUCAGCAUGUUGGUCUUCUGCAGUGUGUGGUUAUCUUUUAUUCCAACCUAUCUGAGCUCCAAGGGAAAACUCAUGGCUGCUGUAGACAGCUUCUCUAUCUUAGCCUCCAGUGCUGGACUGCUGGGUUGCAUCUUUUCCCCAAAAUGUUAUAUUAUUUUGCUGAAGCCUGAACUGAACAAGAGAGAACAGAUAAUAAGAAGAUGA
Molecule: messenger RNA, 2445 nt
Organism: Rhineura floridana
Lineage: Eukaryota; Metazoa; Chordata; Lepidosauria; Squamata; Rhineuridae
Product: vomeronasal type-2 receptor 26-like
Exons: 5
Coding region: 1-2445 (814 amino acids)
Biological process (GO): G protein-coupled receptor signaling pathway
Cellular component (GO): membrane
Molecular function (GO): G protein-coupled receptor activity
Source: RefSeq, a predicted model, not a curated record